AUGGGAUUGGAGAACAACUGGUUGGGUGACGAGGACGAUCAGGUCACCAGACUGUUUAACAGUAGUGGGGGGUUUGCAGAAUGUGGAGCGACUGGCAAUUUUCUUUCCACCAUUAAGAUGGUUCAUGAAGAUAAUCCCGAUCGUCCGCAUCAAGAAGGAACGGUCAUAAUGGAUGUUAUCAACUUGAACAUUCAGCCCUCACAGCAGCAUCGUGGCGAUGUUAGCACCAUUGUUGUCACUUUGGACACAAAAUCUGUUACGAUUUUGGUUUUAAGUUUUGCGAUGCAGAAUACACCUUGGCAAUUUAAAAGGCGAGGCAUUCUUCAUGUGCGCAAGAUGCUUUACCCACUUUGCUUCGCUGUCAGUAGAGUGCAGAUUGGUAAUAUUUACAUCUCUUCUCUUCUUUCUGAUGCUAUUCACUUGCUUUUGGUGCUACUAGUAGCUUACUUUACUACUUUCGUGAAUCAUACAAUGUUAUUUCCAGAAUGUAGAAACUUGGUCAUUGACCCUCCAGAGAACCAGUUUCUUGAUCCGAACGGCACUAGCUGGAAAGCAUUUGUGUAUUGCCGAAAAUGCUACACAAUGAUCGGCAUCCAAAUUGUUCGUGAAGAUAAUCCCAAUCAUAAAUAUGAAGAAGGGACAAUCCGUCUACAUCUGACCAAGACGCUGUUUUGGAAUGGUCACAAUAUGUUUUCUCUGAUGCAACGGCUGCCAAAGCAGCCUCAACUGCCACCACAUGAAGAUCAGCGUCCAGUUUUCUUGUGUAGAGUAUGCAAUACCCAAUUUGCUUCGAGACACGGAAUGUCCCAAAUGGAUAUAAAGACUACUGGCAUUUUCUUUACAAACUAUGUGAACUUGGCGGUGGUUGAUACCGCAGACCACUAUUUUCAACAUCUGAACAGCCCUACAAGACUAGCAUUUGUGAAAUGUAGCAGAUGCAACGAGACGCUGGGCAUGAGAAGUGUUUCUGAAGAUAAUCCGGAUGUCGUAGAACAACAAGGAACUGUUGGUCUGGAUAUGACUUUGGUGAAUAUUUGGAAUGGUUCUGGUCAUGAGGUGUUUACUUUAAUGAGAUAUGUGCCAACACCAAUGAUACUGCCACCAUUACAGCAACUACAUCAACCACCACCUCCACCACCCUCCCCUACAACCGGCACUGGCAAUGGCCACUUGAGUUCGGCUGAAAUGCAGCAGUUGUUGCAGAGUAUAUCUUUGAGUUGACUUGGACUUGGCAGGAAAUUGUAGGACAGGCUGGCUAUCUCAGUUUACAAGCAAUUGUAGCAGUGGAUUUUUCUUUCAUUUUAGUUUUAGUUGUUUCAGUUCACAUUUGCAUUUGGUUGAUUCUCAUUCUGUUUGUACUCUAAACAAACUGGGAUGAAAGCUUACUCUAGAC
Molecule: messenger RNA, 1393 nt
Organism: Mangifera indica (mango)
Lineage: Eukaryota; Viridiplantae; Streptophyta; Magnoliopsida; Sapindales; Anacardiaceae
Exons: 13
Coding region: 1-1221 (406 amino acids)
Source: RefSeq, a predicted model, not a curated record